Molecule: messenger RNA, 1583 nt
Organism: Linepithema humile (Argentine ant)
Lineage: Eukaryota; Metazoa; Arthropoda; Insecta; Hymenoptera; Formicidae
Product: dolichyldiphosphatase 1-like
Biological process (GO): lipid biosynthetic process; protein N-linked glycosylation
Cellular component (GO): intracellular membrane-bounded organelle; endoplasmic reticulum membrane
Molecular function (GO): dolichyldiphosphatase activity
Source: RefSeq, a predicted model, not a curated record
UUCACUUUCGUUACUUCGUGAUUAGUGAGGUCAAUGCAGGUCAGUGCCAGCCAGCGGUAAAUGAAUAGCAUAUAGUGAAUAGUAUUGGUUACCGGUAGUCACGAUCGAAUGGUCGGUGUAGUCUUGACUGUGCGAGACAUGCCAUUGAAAGGAUUGUGAUAACAUGGCAUUCGACGAGUCAUUAGAUGAGAUCAAGUCCCACUUCACACAUGUCGCCGAAAAACCCAAAUUGGUUCCGUUAUCUCUGACAUUGGUGGAGUAUUCGCAAGGGGAUCUCUUUGGAAAGUUUUUAGCUCUAUUAAGUCUAGCACCCUUUGCCAUUUUUACUGGUUUUAUCACUUUAAUAAUCUUCAGAAGGGAUUUACAUACUAUCGCAUUUUUUUCUGGAGUUCUUAUUAAUGAUUGUAUAAAUUUGGUAUUAAAAUAUACAAUUUGCCAAGCACGACCAAUAGAGAGAGAUGGCCUGCAUACUAAAUAUGGUAUGCCAUCUAUGCAUGCACAACAUAUGUGGUUCUUUGCUACAUAUGUAACAUUUUUUAUAUACUUUAGGUUAAAUUAUAGCUGUACGAUAUUUGAGAGAUUUUGCCGGAUAAUAGUGGCGCUUGGAUGCAUUAUUGCAGCUGUGUUGGUAACUUAUGGCAGAGUGUAUCUGUUAUAUCACUCAAAUACCCAAGUAUUCUGUGGUGCAUUAAUAGGAGUUGCGCUGGGAAUAAUAUGGUUUUUUAUCACACAUACCAUUUUGACGCCAUUUUUUCCUAUAGUAGUUUCAUGGAAAACAGCUGAGUUUUUUCUGUUGCGUGACACAACGCUAAUUCCUAACGUGUUAUGGUUUGAAUACACAAGUAUCCGCACAGAAGCCCGGGCGCGCGCGCGAAAGUUAUCAGCAAUUGAUAUAUUUAAGAUUAAAAUAAGACGCCCGCGUUUACAAACGGUGUUUGAUUCGAUCAAGAUUGGAAAUUGUCAGUGUAAUCGGAAAAAGACAACAAUUAGUAAGCAGCUGUGAAAACAAGGAUCAAGCCUUUCAAUGAUGUUCACUUUAUUCAGUGAAUAGACCAGAAUGAUGUAUGCAAAGCUUAAGUAGAUUGUUAUUAGAAAUGUUUUGCAAUAACUCAUUCCGCUUUAUUCACCAAAGUUUCAUCCGAAUAUUUGUCCAGCACAUAUUCAUAUACAUUGUACAAGGUAUUAAUUUUUUAAGAAACUAUAAAAAAAGGAUUAUAUAAUGUAACAAUAUAUUUAAUUAUAAGCAGCAAUUUGAGUAGAAUACAACAGAACAUUAUAAAUAAAAAUUAAAUUCAUAAAAUUGUUAAUUAAAUUAGCAAUUAAUAAAAUUGUAAUAUAGAUGUACAAUGUAUUUUGACUACAUGGAUUCCAUGUGUUGGCGCAAAUUUUUCUUGAAUAUUAUUGAUUUGUUCUCAUUUGUGAAAAUACUUAAAGAUUUAUUCAAAUGUUAUAUUCAAUUUUGUUUCAUUUUACAACAUGAAAAAACUUAUUAGUCGUGAUUUUGUAUAAAGAUGUACGAAUCAGAGCUUAUAACGUACAACAUUGUCUUUAUAGCGUAAAGACAAUGUUAAUUAUUAAAUUCA